GGUAGGAAGAUGUCUCAGCGGCCUGACACCAAGGCGCGCAAGAUCAUGAGCGACGAGGGCCUGUGUGUCAACACCAAAAAGACAGCUGGCCACGUCCCGGGCCACCCGCCCAGCAACAGGUACUUCCUGCGUUCAGAGAUGGGCUGCUUGGGCGUCCACUUCCCGCCCUUGACAGGCAUCGACUACUGCACAUCCAAGGAGAUCCCAUCUGGGUGCCCAGAGUUUGCAAUCAGCAUUGUGAACUCCGGCUGCUAUCAAGAUGACGAUGACAAGGGCGAGCAGCUCAUAUACACAGGGCAAGGAGGGUGCGACCUGCUGGGCAACAAGAAGCAGGUGUCAGAUCAGGUCAUGAGAGCAGGCAACAAGGCGCUGGUGGGGAACAUCGAGCUGGGCAUUCCCAUCAGGGUGGUCCGGAAGAACAAGGAUGCUGCUAGCGAGUAUGGCAAUAUCUUCAUCUAUGAUGGCCUCUACGAUGUGGUGAAGUACUGGAGUGAGAAGGGAGUGGAGGGCUUUGAUGUGUUCAAGUACCUCAUGAUCCGGCGGCCAGAACAGGCAGAGCUGCUGAGCAAGAGCCUGGCCUUUGGCGGGACGAGUGCGCCCAAGAACCACAGCAUUGACAAGGACAUCUCCAAUGGUCUUGAGAGGAUCCCGGUGAGCUCCAUCAACCGUGGUGUGAGCCUCCCGCUGCUCCGCUACAUUGUGGAGUACGAGUUCGAUGAGAACAUGCCGCAGCCUGAGCCGCGGGUGCUGCCUGCCAACUUCAAGAACAACCCACAUGACUAUGUGAAGGAGCUCAACGGCGGCUCUAUGCCCUACUCCAAGAACAAGAACAACCACUUCAUCGUGGACUGUGCGAGGGCGAUGAUCUUUGAGUGCGGCCCCUGGACAGGGUGCCCAGAUGGCAUCCACUGUGGCUAUGCUGUCAGCCAGCAGGGGCUGCAGUGGCGGCUGGAGGUGUUCAAGACACGGUUCAAGGGGUGGGGGGUGCGCUCCUGGGACACCAUCCCCGUGGGCUCCUACAUCACCACCUUUGUGGGGCGCGUGCACCGCAUCGAGGACUGCGACGGCUCCAAGGACGACACCUUCUACUUCGACCUGGGCAAGCGCACCGACUUUGGCUGGGACAACAAGCCCAUCGAGGAGGGCCAUGACAUGUGCGUCCUGCGCACAUCUGCCUGCAACCUGGAUCAGGAGACCAAGUACUAUGUGGAUGGCGGGGAGACUGGGGGCAUGUCGCGCUACAUCAACCACAGCUGCGACCCCAACCUCUAUGUGCAGCCGGUGCUCUGCGACCACGCCGAUGUGGACAUGCCCAAGAUCUGCCUCUUCGCUGCCAAGAACAUCCCGCCCUUUGAGGAGCUGACCUAUGACUACGGCCCCCAGUACAUCCGGGAGAAUCUGGACGGCAAGUGCAACUGCGGCGCCGUCGGCUGCCAGGCGCCUGCUGAAUGA
This is a messenger RNA of Coccomyxa subellipsoidea C-169, 1452 nucleotides long. RefSeq names its product SET domain-containing protein. Gene Ontology annotation, molecular function: protein binding. Lineage: Eukaryota; Viridiplantae; Chlorophyta; Trebouxiophyceae; Coccomyxaceae. The record is from RefSeq and is a predicted model, not a curated record. The annotation marks the transcript as partial. The transcript is spliced from 11 exons.